Molecule: messenger RNA, 2007 nt
Organism: Symbiodinium necroappetens
Lineage: Eukaryota; Dinophyceae; Suessiales; Symbiodiniaceae
Source: the annotation of a GenBank genome assembly
AUGGCAGGUCCUGAGCAAGACACGCAGGAGCAGGUGUGGUCCGCAAUGGAGACCGCAGCAAGACGAGGCCAGCCAAUGUGUGCCAGCUGCCAGGGCAAGAAGAAGAAGACACUCCAAGUUCAACAGGGAGAGGAAGGCGGGAUUCUCGGAAGCCUAUGGAACCUUGGUGGCGCAUGGAAAUCAGGAUCACAGCAGGUCACGGACAACGUGUUAAAUGAGGAUAGCGAGUACGAGGAGGAUCAAGUCGAUGAAGUAACUGGCUUGGUCGGGGCACACUGCUACACGGUUUUGGCGGCAAUGGAGGUAGCUGCCGACAAGGGGAAAAGCUGGUUCCGCAAAGAGCGUUGGGCUCGAUUGAGGAACCCAUGGGGGAGCGGUCGAUGGAAGGGCCCUGCGCCCAAGAAGGGCAACCUGCCGUUCAGCUCAGCCGUCUUCGGUUGCGUGGGGGAGAAGGUUCGGCGAGGUGUCGAACGGAGCGGCGCCCAGGAGCAGCAGGAUGCUCCCGAAGGCCCGGUGACAGAAACUGACCCGGGAACCUUUUGGAUGCUUUUGGCUGACUUCAUAGAUGAGUUCGCCACCGUUUGCGUCUCCGAGUACCGUCCCGGCUAUAUCUCCAGCAUCUUGCCUGUCAAGCCCAUGCAAACGUUGAAAGGAGCACAAACGCAGGUUUCUGCCACUUUGCGGCUGCUCGCAUCCGCUGAACGCACACACCUGGGCGACGUGAAGCCCUUGCAUGUCGUGAUUUCCGUGUUGCAAGACUCGGAUGAGCUGUUCACCCGGAACAAGCGCAGAAAGUACUCAUCUGCUCGCAUCGAAGUGCUUGAGAUCACAUCGCCAUUGGAUUCCGCAUCUCCCACGUCUGCGUGUCCAACCCAGGGAAGCCGACAUGUUGCAUCAUCCGGCUUCGGUGCGCAGCGUGAAGUUCUACUUCCGGUCGAGCUGAAAGCAGGUACACACUACUUGGUGAUUGUCCACUGGCUGCAAGCCUCACCAGUGAGCAGCUGGAACCGCGAGGGCACAUUGCGAGUCUAUGCCCCGUGUCCCGCAAGGCUUGAGCACGGCCAGGGCCAGGCCGUAGCUCAGCGGGAGGCCUACGAAGCUGCCGCCAUGGGACCACGCGGUGCUUGCCUCAAGGAAGAACAAGGCGCCCAGCUGCGCUGCUGGAGCGACCGUGAGUCUGGGACGAUUGCUCUUUGCUUUGAUGCCUCAAGCGCCCCAGCCGGGCUGCUGGCAUCUCUGACGUGGAAGUUGCAGAAUGCCUUGCUUCAGCCCAACUUCCCAAGCUGUGAGGGAAGCAUUCCAGUGGCUGGCGAAGAGCAACAUACGCAGCUUGUGGACCUGAAGCCAGGACAGCGUCAGCUCACAGUCGUUUCGUGGCUUGAUCCUUCAAAGUCCUUCUCGGCAAACUACUCGUGGCAAGCAACAGCAGACCCAUGCUCAGAAUGUGGUGCUCCAGUCGGCACCAGAGUGCCUGGCCGCUUCUCCGGAGCUUUCAGAGUGCUUAGCCCGAGCGAUCCGGGAGGGCCAGCCACUCUACAUGAGGAGUGCUUCGAAAAGUUCAUGAUGCGAGUUGCGCCAAGAUGUUUGCAAUGUUCAGAAGCUAUCGUGCGCAUGCCUGGCCGAUUUGCAGGACAGUUCUUUGCUUACACCGAGAACCAGCUUGGCAAUCACGCAGCAGGCCAGGUCCACGCAGAGUGCCACGAGGAGUUUCAGAAGAAGUUUGCCAAGAUUUGCUUACAGUGCGGCCUGCCGGUGAUGCAGUUGGCCGGCCAGUUCAGUGGGAAGCAUUUCAAUUACAAGGAUGCACAUUUUGGGAAGCACGGCAACGGGCCUGUCCACGAGGAAUGCCACCUAGCCUUCCUGCAGAAGUGGGCGCCGGCAUGCUCGCGAUGCAAGGAGCCUCUUGUGGCGCUGCCGGGAAGGUUCAGUGGCAUAGUCUUCAAGCUCACAGGUGGAGAUGGCACCCUACAGGGAGUGGUGCAUGAGGAAUGCCAGGCUGCAUCCUAG